Dunckerocampus dactyliophorus (ringed pipefish) is the source of this 3294-nucleotide messenger RNA. RefSeq names its product syntaxin binding protein 6 (amisyn) (gene stxbp6). The transcript is spliced from 7 exons. NCBI's taxonomy places the organism in Eukaryota, Metazoa, Chordata, Actinopteri, Syngnathiformes, Syngnathidae. The coding region runs from base 337 to 1068 and encodes 243 amino acids. Gene Ontology annotation, cellular component: plasma membrane; exocyst. The record is from RefSeq and is a predicted model, not a curated record. Gene Ontology annotation, biological process: exocytosis; regulation of SNARE complex assembly; Golgi to plasma membrane transport. Gene Ontology annotation, molecular function: phosphatidylinositol-4,5-bisphosphate binding.
UGUGUGUGUGUGUGCGUGUGUGUGAGAACCUGCUACUGGCUUCUUAUCCACAUCCACAGCCGCAGUCAGUGAGCCCGUCAGACAGGCGAGCGGUCAGGCGGUCUGCCCCAGUGGUAGUCUAGAGUGGGAAAAGUCUCCUCUACAAGAAGAAACUCUGGAAAAGAAAAAGUGCGGACAUGUUCGAUUAAUCGACAAGCUAGCUUUUAGCCGCAGCGGGCACGAGGUGAGGAUCUGUGGGCUGCACGUGGAACGAAGCGUCGUUUUAAAAACACAAACAGUUAAGAGAGCACCUCGUUGUCGCCUCUCGGAACCAACUGGUCCCACUUGUUACCCGAGAUGAGUGCCAAAGCAGCCAUCCACAAGGAGGUCUUCGUACCCCACGAUGAGAAGAUGCUGGCGGCCGUGCAGGUGAAGCGGAAGACCAAGAAGAAGAUCCCGUUCCUGGCAACCGGCGGCCAGGGGGACUACUUGACCUUCAUCUGCCUCUCAGUGACAAAUAAGAAACCAGCGCACGUCACCAUCACAAAGGUGAAGCAGUUCCAGGGAUCGUCCACCUUUGUAAAACGGUCACAGUGGACAAUCGACCAGCUACGGCAGGUCAAUGGCAUCGACGCCAACAAAGACUCUCCGGAGUUUGACCUGACAUUCGACAACGCCUAUGACCAGUGGGUCGCCGGUUCUGCGGGAGAAAAGUGCACCUUUGUCCAGAUUCUUCACCACACCUGCCAGCGUUACAUCCCCACGCGGAAACCAGAGUUUGUCAACUGUCAGUCCAAACUGCUGGGAGAAGCCCAAGCUGUAGAUUCAGUCAUUGUCCGUUGCAAAGUGUUUAUGAACAGAGUGAAGAAAGAUCUGGUGGCUCACCAUAGUCAUCUCCGAAGACGAGGUAACAGUAUACUCCACUCAGCCGCCGACAGCGUGACGAGCGCCGUGCAGAAGGCCAGCCAGGCUCUGAACGAGCGAGGUGAGCGAUUGGGGCGGGCUGAGGAAAGGACUGCCGACAUGAUGAACAGCGCCGAACAGUUUGCUGUCACAGCACACAAGCUUGCCAUGAAGCACAAGUGUUAAAACAGCCACUGCCAAAACCAACUGUGGGCUCGGGAGGGGUGGGACGGGGCUUCGCCAAUUGCCCCUCGCCGUCCAGGAUGCGGACUCCGGGAUAUUUAGUUGUGUUGGUGGGAAAAGACAUUGUAAUAUUUGAGUUAUUGCAUUGAGCGACGGGAGGAGGAAGCUGUUGACUUGAAGCCACUUUAUGAAAUUCUGUCAAUAACCUUUUUGUCACGCUGAUAAGCUGUACUGUUUUCUUUUGCCGUUUUAAUUGUCGUUUUAUGCACAGAGCAGCGAUCAUAUGGUUUGAUCCGGGAGACACCCAGUGACGUCUCCUGUUUGUAGCCUAAACCGUCCCCACAUCAACAAUACGACUACAUCCUCGGGAGGCAAAUAAUCGUAUCCGUGCUGCUAACAGAACAUCUGCUCUCCUUCUUUUAAAAAUCAAUAAAUCCUCAAGUGUCCAAGGAUGCUCCCUUCGGAUUGUUGGGGACUUCUUUAAGUUGGGGUUUCCCAAAACUUUUCAAGAACCACACUUGACUAAAAUGCAGUACAUCGCGUAUUACUAGAACACUGGCAUACAGCAUACUAGUGUCCAUCGACACAAGAAAAACAACACACGAGACACAUUUUACUCGGACAACUGACCCAUUAAAAACUGGCUGGUGAUCUGUUUUCGGCCCCGGGUCCCCAGUUUGGGAAACCCUGCUUUAAGCUAUGUUGUUAUCCAUCAUUCCAUAAUAUGUCAAAGCAGUAUUUAUAAGUAAAAUAUCACAUUGGUGUUGUAUUAACCUGAAUAUAUGACGGUAUUUAUUUUUCCUUGACAUUUUUUUAAUGGUCAGGUUAUAUCCAGGCGUCUAGAGAUUCAUACAUGCAAACCAACCAGCUGGCACCAAAUAGUCAGAGCUUUUCUUCCCGUCACUCACUCACACACACACACCAGUGGCCUGGAGAGACACGGAGACAUAGUCAAAAACAAGUGAAAUAUAGUCUUAGUUCAAUCUACCCAGUUGCUGAAAAUCAGAUGUUUGUCUUUGACUUUUUUUGGUCUUAUCUUCACAGACAGUCUGGUUAAUGCACCAACCGCAAGUGAGACUGAAAAAAAGACACAUUUAUUGUCUUUGUGAGACUGUCCACCCAAAAAAACCCAGCAGCCCCCCCCCAGCUACAUUUUGGACCCUGACCCUGGUUUUGGGGUACCUUGCUCUAAGUUAUGUUGCUGUCCAUCAUUUAAAAAAUAUAUAACAAAAACAGUAUUUAGAAAUAGAAAUAUGACAUAUAUACCAUAUUGACCCGAAUAUAGGACGAUCAUCUGAAAAAUAACAGAAGAUAAACAUUUUUUAUCCCACACUGGGGACAUUUCACGGCUGUAGUAUAAAAUUUACAGACAGAGAAUAAACAAAAGACAAGUCGUCUUAUAUUCGGGCUCAAAAGUUUUAUACAUACAAAUGAACGGGUGGCGCUAAACUUCUCCCCAAGCAAGUCAGAGCUUUUCAGCCUGUCACUCACACACACACACACACACACACACACACACACCAGUGACCUGGAGAGACACAAAGACCCACUCAAACAAAAAGUAUGACUUUUUUUCCUAAAACCAUGCUUUGAAAAAGAUGUGGCGUCGUGUAUUCAGGGUCGUCUUAUAUUCGGGUCAAUAUGGUAUAGUUCACGAACCACAAGUGAGACUGAAACAUAUAUAUACAGUAUAUGUAUAUAUAUAUUUACAGUAUAUAUAUACAGUAUAUAUAGUUAAAAAAAUCGAGCUGCACUGGAAGAACAGUACAUUUUCCGUAUUGGAGAGUUAAUGUUCCCAGGAGGCCUGUCGUUCAGAGCUUCUGCGUUGUGAAGAGCAGCAAAACAUGCCAACCUUCAGUAGAGCUGAUGCUUCCCAUACGUCCUAUGGAGUGUUUUCAACUCAGUGGCUCAGAAUCGCUUCUUCUGUAACUUUGGUCAAUCUCAAAACACAACGUGUAGUCUUUGUGUUAUCUUUCAAGGCUUUUUGGCUUCCUCGCUGAUAACGAUACCGCCACUCGCAAUCGAGAUGUAAUUGAUGUAAUUUUUUGUUGUUGUUUUUUUUACAUUGUACAUUUUCUAAUCGAUGACAUUUUAACACGCUGCCAGUUUGGUGGAGUUCGCCUCUUUUAAAAGAAAGUGUGGCCUAAAAAAAGUCAGUGUGCUUUCAACUGUGUAUAACACCAACACUUUGGAUGUUUUAUUGUUUUCAUAAUAAAAAGAUGUUUAAAC